ACGUCUGGUGUUGUCAUUUACGAACGACGCGCCAAUUUCGCGGCUGCUUGCGUCAACGCGCCCACAAGUUUAGUGUUCAGUUCUGCGCAUGCGUACUCAUGUCUAUUCCCUCCCGGACGCCGUACAAAGCGACUGCGAUCAACAAUGUCGUUGAUAAAGCUGGUGUCGCUGUGCGCCGCAGCCCCGGCGGUGACGUCUCUGCUGAGCUCAGCUGUUCUGGCGGAGGAGGAGAAGAAGAGGAGGAGGUCAACCAUCAGCAUCGACGAGCUCCCGUCUCUGUACACCAGUCCGGAGGCGGAGUCCCGGCGCGUGGAGCCCGAACGGUCGGCGAUGGAGCAGAACGUGGCGGCGGCCAGGAAGUGGGCGGAGCCGUACACGCGACAGUGUGAGGUCGCCGCUCACUUCCUGAAGGAGAAGCUGGAGCACGUGUACGGACGAGUGGAGCCCCCCGCCACCGUCGCCGUGGCAACAGCCACAGAUGUGUACAACUUCCUGAGUGAGCCGCCCCCUGACCUUUACCCCAGUGUGACCGUGGUGGGCUUCUCUGGGCUGCUGGGACUUUACCUGGCCAAAGGCUCCAGGGUGAAGAGGCUGCUGUUUCCUGUGAGUCUGAUGCUGCUCAGCGCCUCCGUCUUCUAUCCUCAACCAGCUGCUGCCGUGCUGAAGAGCGGCGCGGACGCCGUGGUGAGCCGGGCUCGGCAGGGUCGUGUCGCCGUGGAGACGCUGUGGAAGGAGUCUCCGGCGGCGAAGAAGAAGUCGGAGAAGGAGCGACCCGCCUGACCCGGGCCGACGCCCUGCCGUCGUGACUUCCUGCCACAAUUCCACAGCAACCCGCCUGCUCCUCCUGAGGACUUCCAAGAUGAGCCGCAAUAAAAUUGCACUUUGGGACCAAAGCAGAGUUCGUACCUGUGUGUGUACUCUGCCUCUCAGCCAGGCGGCUGGUUCCUCACUGGGGUAGAGAGCAGGUCACCGGCGACGCUUCUCCCCCACUGACCCCUGACCUACAUGUCGA
Molecule: messenger RNA, 1012 nt
Organism: Synchiropus splendidus (mandarinfish)
Lineage: Eukaryota; Metazoa; Chordata; Actinopteri; Syngnathiformes; Callionymidae
Product: MICOS complex subunit MIC26-like
Exons: 9
Coding region: 145-780 (211 amino acids)
Biological process (GO): cristae formation
Cellular component (GO): MICOS complex
Source: RefSeq, a predicted model, not a curated record